Molecule: messenger RNA, 1441 nt
Organism: Suillus paluster
Lineage: Eukaryota; Fungi; Basidiomycota; Agaricomycetes; Boletales; Suillaceae
Product: acyl-CoA N-acyltransferase
Exons: 4
Coding region: 60-1340 (426 amino acids)
Biological process (GO): siderophore biosynthetic process
Source: RefSeq, a predicted model, not a curated record
AGAUCAACGUAUAACCGUCUUCUUUCUUUCAAGCUCUGACUACGGGAUACUAAGGCCCCAUGGUUCACGCAGUCCGACGUCUGCAAGCGAUCCAAAAUGCGCUCACAGACAAUCCUGUCAGCGCGGACAAGAAGGUGGACGAGUUUAUCUUGCCAGAUGGUGCAGUGAUGACGGUUCGUUCUGCCUUGGUGGACUCCACACCACAGACAACAUUGGUUUAUAUCGAUGGUCUUGUUGUGUGUGAGUAUCGUAUUCUAGAUCGAACCGCACAGCUCGUCAUUUCAGCUGUCGGUACGGAAUUCGAACAUACAGCAUCACAUGUGCCAACCUUCCCAGUGAUCGAGAUCUUCCUUUCCUCAUCCGGCUUGCCGCAGACGCCUAGACACGACAUAUCCGUGAAAGAUAUGUGGGCGACUGUGUACGCACUUUUCACUCUGUACCACGUUCAAGAAACAAUCCCGGUCGUACUGUCUCAACAAAUUAGUAAUUGCGAGGAGCUAUGCUCGUAUUUACUUCGAUCUGGUCUCGGGCGCACGGCACAUGCGCCUACAGCCUCAAAGGAGGAAAUGUACUUGCACAGAGCUACGUUCUGGCAAGGUGCGGGAACGCAAGGAUACCACCCUCGUGGUUGGUUACCUCCCUCGUCGAUAUCGCCACUUUCAGUUGCACCCUUUCCUUAUAUCCAGUCAUUCACCCGCACACCCACCGUCAUUGCCGUGCACCCUCUCCGUCCCCAGAAGCCCGAACCGGGAGAGAUAAUAUUAAGGCGAUUUUGUCCAUCUAUAGGAGAGACUCUAGAGUUCAAGUACUUUGAUCUCAGGAGCGGCUCGGAAACUUCAGAGCAUCUGGAUGUGUUUCAUCGUUGGCACAAUUCAGAGCGAGUGAACAGGGGCUGGGGAGAACGCGGAUCGCUGGAGAAGCACAGAACAUAUAUCACGAACGUAAUGAAUGACCCUGCUGUUUUGCCUGUAAUGAUGAGUUGGAACGGCGAACACAUGGGGUAUGCGGAGAUCACGUAUUUAAAGGAAAAUCAUGUGGCGGCCUACAUUCCCGGCGGUCUUGGGGACUGGGACAGGGGCCUCCAUGUCCUUGUUGGAGAGGAUAAGUUCCGUGGCACCGAACGAACUAACUUGUGGCACCGUGCUUUGAUACACUACUGCUUCUUGGCGGACCCCCGCACCGAACAUGUCAUGGGGGAGCCUAAAGCAGAUAAUGCUUCCAUCCUCAAAGUGGAUUUUGACUCUGCCAUGCAUAUUGCAACAAUCUUUGACUUCCCCUAUAAACGCUCCGCACUCACGUGCGUAACCAGAGAGCGCUUCUUCAGGCUAGACUUACUGUGAGGAUGUUGGUAAAACAUCCUGUAAAUAUAGAAAUCGGGCUUAGUCGAGAUAGACUAUUUGUUUGGUGAACACGAGAACAAGGAUUGCCUUCUUUCAGAUCA